AGCUUUAGGGCUCGAUUAAAGCGCCCGUUUCUUAUCCACUUGGACACGCCCGAGGCAGGCCGCGGCGAGCACCUGACCUUUGCACCAUGUCCGACGAGGAGAACGAGGAGAUCAGUGACCUGUCCAACCCCGACGUGACGACCAAAUACCGAGCAGCUGGAGACAUCGUGAACAAGGCGCUGCAGAAGGUGCUGGAGGCUUGCGUUCCCGACGCCGACAUUGUGAUGCUCUGUGAGAUGGGGGACAAGAUCAUGGAGGAAGAGACAGGGAAGCUCUACAACAAGAAGGACAAGGAGGGCAAAAAGAUGGAGAAGGGUGUGGCCUUUCCUACCUGCGUCUCGGUGAACGACAUCGUGGGCCACUUCUCUCCGCUGCGCGGCGAGUCGAGGCCGCUGAAAGCUGGGGACAUUGCCAAGAUCGACUUGGCCUGCCAUAUUGACGGCUUCAUCGCCGCAGCGGCCCACACCAUCAUCGUGGGUGGCGAGAAGGUUGAGGAUAGAAAGGCCGAUGUCAUCAUGGCUGCCUGGAACGCGGCGGAGGCCGCCCUCCGGCUGAUCCAAGUUGGCAACACGAACACCCAGGUUACCGAAGCCUUCGGGAAGAUCGCCGAAGACUUCAAGGUGAAGCCUAUGCAAGGCGUGCUUUCCCACCAGCUGAAGAAGCACGUCAUCGACGGCAACCGCACCAUCAUUUGUGCGGAGACGCCGGAGGAGAAGGUGGAGGAGUUUGAAUUUGAGCUCAACGAGGUCUACAGCGUCGACAUCGUGAUGUCCACCGGCGAAGGCAAAGGCAAGGAGACUGAUAUCCGAAAUACGGUCUACAAGAGAGCUGUGGAGACCAUGUAUAGCCUGAAGACUCAGAAAGCCAGACAAUUCAUCUCAGAGGUGCAGAAGCGCUUCCCGGUGCUGCCCUUCUCUCUGCGGGCCAUCGAGGACGAGCAGGUGGCGCGUGUGGGGGUGUCCGAGGCCAAGCGCCACGAGCUCCUAGACGAGUAUCCUGUCUUGAAGGAGGCCAACAGUGAGACUGUAGCGCAAUUCAAGUUCACCCUGCUGUUGCUUCCGGGCGGCACCAAGAAGAUCACGGGCCUGGCCCUGGGCAGCCUGCAGGAGCAGGCCGCUUCCACGCUGUCCGUGGUGGACGAAGACAUGAAGAAAUUGUUAGCCACCUCGGCAAACCCCAAGAAGGCCAAGAAGAAGAACAAGGGUGACAAGGGCGCCGAAGGGGAAAAGGCGUAAAGUGCCGUCCGCCCCUGCAGUGGGCGCUACAAACUGAAAACACUCCA
Molecule: messenger RNA, 1282 nt
Organism: Effrenium voratum
Lineage: Eukaryota; Dinophyceae; Suessiales; Symbiodiniaceae
Source: the annotation of a GenBank genome assembly